GCUUCUACUCAAGAAAAGGUCCUGAUCUCUUUAUCUGAGCAUGUUCAGUCUUUCAGUUGCGCAUGUGCUGGUAAAAAUCUUUCGGAUUUUUGCCGUCUUAUCAUCGGAUAAGUGAUACGCCCUCAAUUGCAUCUUUCCAGAGAAACCGUCUCUUGUAUCCGCCAACAGUAAACGGACGCUGCCUUCAGAAGACCAGCAAGUACCGUCAUCCAAUUCGCCGCGAUGGCAUUUCUUUUCAAUCGCAGCGCUCGUCCGCGGUCGCCGUCAGAUCUGGCCAAGACGACCAGAGAUCUUCUAUCGAAAUUAUGGGAUUUACCCGAGUCACCCAAGAGGAUGAUAUUUCUAAGCAACUUGCACAAAUGAAAUUGAUUACACAGGGAACGCCCGAGAUGGAUAGUACUCCCGCCCUUGUACGCUCCCUGUUCGAUUCGAUGUUACGAGAGGAUCUUCUUUUUCAGCUGGCACAUAGCAUUCGUAAACUGCCCUUUGAGGCACGAAAGGAUACCCAAACCAUCGUUACACAUAUUCUACGGUACAAGCCAAACAGCGGUCCCGGAGACCCCCCAGCGAUCGAUUACAUUGUGCAUCAACGGCCCGAGGUCAUUAUUGAACUUUGCAGGGGCUUCGAAGACCCUCACAGUGCCUUAUCCUGUGCCUCCAUUCUCAAGGAAGCUGUCAAGUCUGAUGUCAUAGCGGCUCUCAUUCUAUACGAUCAAUCAAACGAAUAUGAACCGGCGGUCCGGCUCAAAGACAUCAAUGCCGAGCAACCUCAAACCGGGAAAGGUAUCUUUUGGAGGUUCUUUGAAUGGAUCGAUAGAGGCAGUUUUGAAGUGAGCGCGGAUGCGUUUGCCAUAUUUAGAGACCUUUUGACGCGACAUAAGACAUUGGUCGCCUCGUAUUUAUCCGCAAACUACAGCCUUUUCUUUGGUAGAUACCACCAGAUCCUGAUCCAAUCCGAUUCCUACGUGACGAAACGACAAAGUAUCAAGUUACUAGGAGAAAUCCUUCUAGACCGGACCAACUAUAACGUCAUGACAGCAUACGUCGAUAGCGGUGAUCAUCUUAAAGCUUGCAUGAAUCUCCUUCGAGACGACCGAAAGAUGGUACAAUACGAGGGAUUUCAUGUUUUCAAGGUGUUUGUCGCCAACCCGAACAAGUCGGUGGCUGUGCAAAGAAUUCUCAUAAACAAUCGGGACCGACUGCUGAAGUUCCUGCCCAAAUUCCUAGAGGAUCGCACCGACGACGAUCAAUUCACUGACGAGAAGGCUUUUCUUGUCCGUCAAAUUGAGCUUCUCCCCAGUGAACCAAUCGAACCGAGCUACUCUUCCACCUCGCGACCCAGUGUCAACGCUGCUGCAGCCUGAAAAUACAGAAUGGGACUUGCUCUUUACAGGGCCUAUAUACAUACGCAUGUCUCCACAGACUGUUGAGCCAUGCAACAGCUAACGAAAUGAUGAUUUAAGUCCUAUGCCUUUUUGCUGCUGCUGAUUAGUAGUCUUUCUGUGUUUCGCGCUCGCAUUAUUGUUUAAGAGUCGGUCUCUGAAGCUGAAUUUUUGUUGGGCGCUUGGGAGCUGUUAUAUUAUCAGAACAUGCAUUGGCGUUAUUUCACUGGUUCCAAAAUCUUAGCAGAUGGCACCUUGUCUUUUUCUCUUUUCGUCCAUCUGUGACUUUUGGACCUGGUUCGUUGGAUGUACAGACCGCGCCUGAUUCUGUUUGAGAGGGUUGUUGCAGUAUAUAAAUUUGCUCGCCGAGUGGGUUGUGUAGAUUUCAGCCAGAUCCUCGCCUGGCCACAAAUCGAGAAACCCUCAACCUCAUUCAGAAAAGAAUGUGUACAAUAAUUACCUAGGGGAGUACCCCAAGGUACACAUUUACAUUAUCUAUGUAUCUAUCGAAGACACUGUAGCUACCCCCUCGGAGAACGACUACAUCGACACCUAAGGCAGCAAGAUCUGCAUCCGUCCUGUGUCUGAUUGGCUAGGUUUU
Talaromyces stipitatus ATCC 10500 is the source of this 1983-nucleotide messenger RNA. Its product is annotated as conidiophore development protein HymA. NCBI's taxonomy places the organism in Eukaryota, Fungi, Ascomycota, Eurotiomycetes, Eurotiales, Trichocomaceae. The transcript is spliced from 5 exons. Gene Ontology annotation, molecular function: protein serine/threonine kinase activator activity. The coding region runs from base 306 to 1364 and encodes 352 amino acids. Gene Ontology annotation, biological process: intracellular signal transduction. The record is from RefSeq and is a predicted model, not a curated record.